This is a messenger RNA of Diospyros lotus (date-plum), 2880 nucleotides long. RefSeq names its product probable serine/threonine-protein kinase SIS8. The record is from RefSeq and is a predicted model, not a curated record. NCBI's taxonomy places the organism in Eukaryota, Viridiplantae, Streptophyta, Magnoliopsida, Ericales, Ebenaceae. Gene Ontology annotation, biological process: protein phosphorylation. The transcript has 17 exons. Gene Ontology annotation, molecular function: ATP binding; protein kinase activity. The coding region runs from base 311 to 2773 and encodes 820 amino acids.
GUAGGCCCGUCGUUAACGGAAUAAAACAGUGCCAAUUUUGUUUCUUCUGUUACAAAUCUCUCUCUCUUGCCCAACGAGGACAGAAGAAGAAUCGCAGUUAUUCAAAUUCAGACUUUGUUGAUUCGGAGAACUAUAGGGAGAUGCGUCGAUCUACUGUAUUCAAAUUUGCAGGUUUUAUGAUUGCAAAUCAAGGAAACAGAUACUAAAGAUUUAUGCAGACAUGUUACUGAAAGAAGUACAUUUACUAUGAACCAUCAUUCAUGGGGUAAGGUUUAGCCAAAAUGAAUCUUAGUGUUGAAUCUUUCUGUGGAUGGAGGAGACAAGAGAUGAUGGGGGCCCACUGGAACCAGGUCCUUCAAAUGAUGCUUGGUGGCCAACAAAUUUUAUGGAAAAACUGCAAUCAGUUUCUCUGUUUUCUUUAGAAGAAAAGUUAAAUUGUAAAGAAUCAAGAAGUGACCAUGAGGUUGAGGGGUUGGCAUCUUAUAAAGCUUCACAGACUUUGUGGGCCACCGGAAAGCUUGCUGAACCAAUUCCCAAUGGUUUCUAUUCCAUUGUUGCAGAAAGAAGACUCAAGGAGCUGUUUGAUAUUAUUCCUUCUUUUGAUGACCUUUAUGCUUUGCGCUCAGAGGGUCUUAGAGCAGAUGUUAUUCUAGUUGAUGAUAAAGAUAAAAAGCUUUCUAUGCUGAAGCAGCUGACUGUUACUCUGGUUAAAGGAUUAAGUUCAAAUCCAGCUGCAGUUAUAAAAAAGAUAGCUGGAUUGGUUUAUGACUUCUAUAAACGAUCAAAUCUGGAUGCAAGUCCCAUCAAAAUUGCUUCGGAGGAAGUCUGUCCUGCAUUGGAUAAUCAAGUAGUCCAGAUGCUGGGUCAAAUAAGGCAUGGUACAUGCCAUGCCCGAGCAAUCUUGUUUAAAGUUCUUGCAGAUUCUGUAGGCCUCGAAAGUAGGCUUGUGGUGGGUUUGCCAAAGGAUGGAGUAAUGGAGAGAAUUGACUCACAUAAGCAUAUUUCUGUGACGGUGAUGAUGAAUUCAGUGGAACUACUAGUUGAUCUUGUGCAUUCUCCUGGCCAAUUAAUGCCCUGUUCAACCAAGGCAAUCAUUAUGUCUCAUAUAUCUCCUCUAGGUGACAGUGAUUCUGCAGACUAUGACUCAUGUGAUUCACCCCUAGAACCAAACAGUCCUCUUCGUGCAUUUGCAGAACGACAUGUUGAAGGAACUGAAAAUAAUGAGAGCCUUCAGUCCUUAUAUCAAUGUAAACUUGAAGCAUCUGCUAAUGCAUCAGGUCCAUCUUUGCAGAAUAUAAUGCUUCAAUCGAAAACAAUGGUCGACGGAAAGCUGAAUUCAUCACACAGUGAACCAAACAUAGCAAAUGCAUUUUGGCGACGCAGCCAAAAGAAAGUCAUGACAGAGAAGUCAACAGCCAGUUCAAGUCCAGAGCACCCAUUACAUCGACUGCAUGGAAAAUCUAUCCUAAGUGGCCAUAGAGAUUCUUACAGGGAAUACAGGAAGGAUAUGGCUGCAUCAAGGUCUGCUGGGGCAUCACCAUCCGGCACUCGUAGAAGAAGAAGGCACAGUGUUUGUAUUACUCCAGAGAUUGGUGAUGAUAUUGUUAGGGCUGUAAGAGCAAUUAAUGAAGCUUUGAAGCAAAACCGCUUCCCAAGGGAGCAAGGUGAUGCGCGCAAUCUUUAUUCUUUGGGUUGUCAAAACAAGAAAUCAGAUCCUCAUGAAAGUGUGUCCAAUUUCCAUCCAGAUGAUCAUGAUGAAACGCCUGGUGAGAAGUCUAUUGCAUCAUAUUUUCACAGGGAGCAGAUGAGUUCUCAGAAAGCUUUCUCAUUACCCUCAUCCCCUAAGCAAUCUAGGAGACAGGCUUCUGGAAUCUGUCAUGAAGCAGAAUCUGUUCCAAGUGCUGAGAUGACCUCAACAUGGAGUAAUGUGCUAGGCUCAUCAAAGAACCUGAACAAGCUUUUGUUGCCCUUCCAAGAGUGGUACAUUGAUUUCUUAGAAUUGACUGUUGGAACUCGUGUUGGAAUUGGUUUUUUUGGAGAAGUUUUUCGUGGAAUUUGGAAUGGCACAGACGUUGCCAUCAAAGUUUUUCUUGUACAAGACUUAACUGUUGAGAACAUUGAGGACUUCUGCAACGAGAUUUCUAUCCUAAGCCGUCUGCGCCACCCAAAUGUUAUAUUAUUCCUCGGAGCCUGCACAAAGCCUCCCAGGUUGUCCAUUGUGACAGAAUACAUGGAAAUGGGAUCAUUGUAUCAUUUAAUCCACAUGAGUGGUCAGAAAAAGAGGCUAAGCUGGAGAAGGAGACUGAAAAUGCUGUGUGAUAUAUGCAGGGGUCUGAUGUACAUACAUCGAAUGAAAAUAGCCCAUCGUGAUCUAAAAAGUGCAAAUUGCCUUGUGGAUAAGUACUGGACAGUGAAGAUAUGUGAUUUUGGACUAUCACGGGUGCUGACCACAACUCCUACAAAGGAUGCUUCCUCUGCAGGAACUCCCGAGUGGAUGGCUCCGGAACUCAUCCGCAACGAACCAUUCACAGAGAAAUGUGAUAUUUUCAGCCUGGGGGUGUUAAUGUGGGAGCUCUGCACCCUGAAUAGACCAUGGGAAGGGGUGCCAUCAGUCCAAGUUGUUUACGCAGUUGCUAACGAUGGAUCGAGGUUAGAAAUUCCAGAAGGUCCUCUGGGCAAGCUAAUUGCAGAGUGUUGGGCUGAACCAGAUGAACGACCUAGCAGCAAACAGGUUCUCUCGCGUUUGCUCGACGUCGAGUAUACACUAUGCUGAUUUGUUUCUUGUAUUUAUCCACAGGCAGCUGUUGAAUAACUUGACUUCUUCUUUUAGGGGAUGUCGUAAUUGAUUGUUGAUCUCAAAGCAUUAAUUAUUUUAGUUCC